Molecule: messenger RNA, 255 nt
Organism: Effrenium voratum
Lineage: Eukaryota; Dinophyceae; Suessiales; Symbiodiniaceae
Source: the annotation of a GenBank genome assembly
AUGGGCGUAGUCUGGAACGAUUUCCAACAAGCUCUGUUGGGCAUCCAGCACAUGCACGUCAAAAGGAUUGUCCAUCGAGACAUUAAGGUGCAGAACUUCCUCUACGGGGGCCCGGACGGAAGGACCCUGAAGCUGGCGGACUUCGGGCUCUCCGUUGAGAUCCAUCCUGGCGGGAAGUUGGAAGCAGUGUGUGGGUCGCCAGCCUUCAUGGCGCCUGAGAUGGUGCUACGCCAGGGCUAUGACUUUAAGGUUUAG